This is a messenger RNA of Ostertagia ostertagi, 567 nucleotides long. The record is from the annotation of a GenBank genome assembly. Lineage: Eukaryota; Metazoa; Nematoda; Chromadorea; Rhabditida; Trichostrongylidae.
AUGCUACUUUUUCAGGCUGUCAACAACCUCAACCAUGCUGCCCAUCCCCAUGCGGAGGAGGAGGAGGCGGAUACGGCGGAGGAUCAUAUGGUGGAGGAUAUGCCCAGCCAGCAUACGGCGGCGGUGGUGGUUGUGGAGGAGGAUGUGGAGGAGGUGGAGCCUCAUAUGGCGGAGGAUAUGCCCAACAAUCAUACGCUCAACCAGCAUAUGGCGGCGGUGGCGGUUGCGGAGGUGGAUGUGGUGGAGGUGGAGGAUAUGCCCAACAAUCAUACGGUGGCGGAGGAUAUGCUCAGCCAUCGAUGUGGACGUAAGAAGAGGGAAGCCGCCAAUGUUGUCUCGCACGAAGAUGCUCACAAGUGCAACAGCGAGGAGCUGCGAAUCCUUCUCAGUGAGAACGUGAAGAAGGACGUCGCCACCAGCUUGGCUGCCCUUCGCGAGAAACUCAAGGAACAUCACGAUUACGCUGUACUUUGCAGCGACAAGAACCUCAAUUCAUUGCUGAUACCGACAACUUCUGCCGAGUCCAAGUCGACGAUGUCCACUGCGCCGUGUUCCGUCUCGAAGUGA